UAAUGCCCCAAUAGUUGACAGAAAAAAAAAAACACUUGACUUCCCAGAUUUUGAUGUCGUUAGUGAUGCACUGAAUGUUUGUAAAUAUUCUAAGAAUAGAAGUCUUAAGCAUAAGAUUUUUUAAAGAACAUGGAGGAAUUUGUGGUGUAAUCUGAAGGAAAUCUCCGCCAUUGAUUUUGUUGGAGUGUGAAGUUUUUGGAAUACACAGGAAUUGCUGGCCUGAAGCUGUGUGUGCCAUACAAAGCAGUGGAUAAAUGCGGACAGAAAUUAAAGAUGGCUUGGCAGGCAGUAUACUUCCUUCACCUUAAUUAAUGGGGAUCCGAGCAGCAGCUUUAAUAUGACAAUGUGUUAAUUAAUCUGUUAUUGAUUUGUUGUGUGUGGAUGUUUAUACAUGGAGUGGUCAUUCAGACUGGACACUAGGGAGUCAGCUGUGAUGUGAUCAUCAAGUGAGGAACAUUAAUUUAAAAAUAGGAAUUAAUUAACAGGAUGCUAAUUAAGGAGUACAGGAUCCCCCUGCCUAUGAGCGUGGAGGAAUAUCGUAUAGCCCAGCUCUACAUGAUACAGAGAAAAAGUCGUGAAGAGAGCCAUGGAGAAGGCAGUGGAGUGGAGAUCAUCACAAAUGAACCGUACGAAGACGGUCCCGGGGGGAAGGGCCAGUAUACCUACAAAAUCUACCAUGUGGGGAGCCAUUUACCAGGCUGGUUUCGAGCUAUUCUGCCAAAAUCCGCUCUUCGGGUUGAGGAGGAGGCUUGGAAUGCCUAUCCCUACACAAAGACUCGGUACAGGUGCCCCUUUGUGGAGAAACUGUAUCUGGAAAUAGAGACCAGGUACCUCAAUGAUGGAGGAGAGGAAGAUAAUGUAUUCAAUCUGACCUCAUCUGAACUCAAGAACAGGGUCAUAGAUUACUUAGACAUUGUCAAAGACCCCAUCUCCAGCGGAGACUACAAAAAAGAGGAGGAUCCAAAAAUUUACAAAUCUCAGAAGACGGGCCGUGGUCCUCUGACAGACAACUGGCGAGCCGAGUAUGCUCGCGAGGCCAAAAUCCCGGGAAGCAAGAAGUGUAUCAUGACAGCAUACAAACUGUGUCGAGUCGAGUUCAAAUACUGGGGGAUGCAGAACAAGAUUGAGAGAUUUAUACAUGACAUAGGUCUAAGAAAAACUAUGUUACGAGCUCACAGACAAGCCUGGUGCUGGCAGGACGAGUAUUACGGACUCAAACUCAGUGACAUCCGGCGGCUAGAACUGGAAACUCAAUUAGCUCUAGCGGAGAAAAUGAAAUUUACUUCAGAGGAAGAAGCCGAAGGGGAGAAUGAGACAGAGGUCAAAGAAAUGCCUAAAAUCCCGAUCUCCACCUCAUUUGACCAGGCUGCAGCCAUUAAGCGACAGGCAUCUGACCCUGAUUACCAGGGGAAAAUCACUCCGGAGGGCAGGAAGCCAUCAUCAGGGACCAUACAUAAACGCUCCCUUAGUGGAUCAGUAAAACACAAAGGAGGAUCUUUCCAUGACAUUUCUACCUCCCGGAUGUUCGAGAGCCUGGAACAGCUUCAGGAAUCCAGCUCUGAGGAUGAGGAAUUCUUUGACGCAAAAGGGCACCUGUCUCCGUGCGACGAGAGUGCAUUCUGGUCUGAUGAAGGAUCAGACUCGGCCCCUAACUCAGAUGAGGUAGAGAAGCAGGAUGCUUUGUCCAACACGUCCGAGGACCAGAUAGACACAUCCCUUGUAAAGAAGAUGGAACACUUCCGCCAGCAACAUUUCAAUGUGGAGCAGAAUAAGGAGAUCUCCCCUCCCCCCUCGGCGGGCUGUAAGACCAACGUCCUGUUCCUGGUCCUACAUGGAGGAAAUUUGCUUGACAUGCAUAUUGACCAUGUGCAAGCUUCCAAGAGAAGUGACUUCAGCACGAUCAAGUCAACAUUUGAGCAGGUGAUGAGGACCCAUUACCCUGGUGCUGUGGGUCACAUCGCAUUUAGACUGGUAUCCUGCCCUCAGAUCUGUACAGAAACUGUCAACCUUCUUGCCAGUCUCAGUCCUUAUGGAUAUGAUUCCCAAACCCCCAAGUCCCAGGAUGCAUCAUUCUGGACCCAGGAUUUUGUACCUCUUGGAGCCAUUGCUAUGUUUGCAUCCUCUAAUCCAGAAUAUCAUGAAUGUGUCAAUAAAAUGGUGGCCAAGGCAAACCUGGUGUAUCAGGACUUUCUCAGCUCAGGGGAGGGCAAGGGAUUUAAUGGACAGGUGUGUCUGCUGGCGGAUUCCACCGGGUCCUUGAUGGCGUAUGAUGCCCUGACAAUGUCUGGUCUUCACUACGGGAGAGGAAUGAGUACAUAUGACAGUAACAACAGUCUUAAUGAAAGCAACCCGCGGUGCUCCAUCGUAAGGACUUCUGAAUCCAGCCAGCAGUUAAGUAUCAGUGACCCUGACCUCUCUAAGUGCUGUGACCUCAAAGACUGUGUGUGUAACACUGUAAUGUCUGACAAACAGUUAAGUAAGAGUGACACACUGUCCACAGACUACAAACUGCGAAGGCAGAACUCGACCCAGAGACAGUCAGGGACCCACCUUCACGUUAAUGAACCCCCUGAGCAUGUCAGGCGCACCAGCACGGGGAGUAACUUUGAUGGAACUUAUCUCAAGCUGGACUUUGAGGUGUCUGAGUUCUUUAUGUUGGGUGCCCCUCUGGGUCUUGUGCUGGCCUAUAGGAGAAUGACCAUGGGGGAGGAUGCCCCACCCCAAGGUCCCAUGUGCAAUCAGGUGUAUAAUUUGUUCCACUCCAGUGAUCCUGCAGCAGUGAGACUGGAGCCUCUUAUUCACGAUUCAUUCAAGCUUAUUCCACCCGUAAAGAUCUCAAGGUACAACAAGUUCCCUCUAGGAAAUGGAGAACCUAUCCAUGUAGUGGAGACGGUACAGAGUAAUCUGAAUUUGUUCACCAAUCGUCGCUGUUCAUCAGGUCCUCUGUUACAGAGACAGGGGAGCAUCACCAGUAACAUAUCUCAGAUGUCUGGACUGGGCGAGUCCACUGUGUCCUUCAUCACCAAUGUUACAAGUCGGUGGUGGGGCAAUAAGAGAGUUGACUAUGUCCUGUAUUGCCCUGAGGUCCUCCAUACAUUUCCAAUCUCCGCCCUUCCACAUCUCUUCCAUGCCAGUUUCUGGGAAUCCUCUGAUGUCACUUCCUUUAUCCUGCGUCAGGUGCUGCGGUACGAUUCAUCACUGUGUGAGCACAUAGGUGAUGAUUUAGAUCUACAAUCCAGUCUGAUUGGGAAGUCUGCACGGGAAAAAUGGCUAAAACGAAGAACAACCAUAAAGGUCAAGAAUUUACAUCCUAAUCACAGAGGAAACGAUGUUAUGGUGCUGGAAGAUAAACCCCAGGUCAUCACAGCAAGGUUCAUGUAUGGGUCAUUUGAUGUUACGUCAUUGUCAGGCGAGAAAGUUGAUGUUCAUGUGAUGGACCAACUCAAUGGAGAAUGGCAGUACAUGGGAACUGAUGUCACAGACAAAAAUGGAAAACUUCAGUUCACAAUUCCAGCCAGUAAAAGUCUACCACAGGGCAUGCAUCCAGUCAAAGUGGUGGUCAGGGGUGACCACAGUUCAGCUGACUUUUACCUGUGUGUCCUCCCCCCUAAAACAGAGACGGUUGUAUUCAGUAUUGAUGGUUCCUUCACGGCCAGUAUGUCCAUCUCAGGGAAGGAUCCAAAAGUUAGACCAGGGGCGGUGGAUGUUGUCAGACACUGGCAGGAGCAUGGCUACCUGAUCCUGUACGUGACAGCUCGUCCAGACAUGCAACAUAAGAAGGUUGUCUCCUGGCUUGCAAUGCAUAACUUUCCCCACGGAAUGGUAGCCUUCAUGGAUGGUCUGUCAAAGGAACCCCUGAAACAGAAACUAGCAUACCUCAAAUCCCUACAAUCUGAGGCUCAGCUGCUGUUUAAGGCAGGUUAUGGCUCCAACAAGGAUAUCUAUGUCUACAAGGAACUAGGCCUCACACCCCAACAGAUAUAUAUAGUAGGAAAGUCCUCUAAAAAACACAUGGCCCAUGCUCAGGUGCUGAGUGAGGGAUAUGCCGCCCACCUGAGUGACCUUCGUGCACCUGGAACCACCAGACAGGCAGUGGGCAAUGCCAGACUCUUCAUCCAGAAAGGAGUGUUUACCAAGACAUUCAAGUCGGAAGGUAAAAAGGCUGUGAAGAGGGUAUCUUCUAACCCGACCCCUGCAGGGGAUUUUGUAAAUAAACAUGAUGGACAUUUACAUACAACAAUAUCAGUAGCUCCAGAGGGACACACCAUCAUCCAGCAAGGGGGCGCCACCAGUAUCAGAACCCGGGGGACGUCUCCAAAGGCAAAAAUGACACUUAAAGAUGUUCCUAGAUAAUGAAUGUUACACAAGUUAAUCUCUUUUAUAUGCUUCCAUAAUAUUGAUAUAGUAUAUUUUGUGAUAACGAAGUUAAUGUGUCAUUUUUGUUAUUGUAUUAAGAUUAGCGAAUCUUGAACUUUUUACCUUUAGAGAGAAAAUGCCCAAUAGCUUAGAAAAAUAUUUGUAUCUCUAGAUUUUAGAGUGUUUCUGUCAUAUUUAGUUGAUAGCAUAGUAGAAAAAAAGAUUUUUACAGAAAGAGUAAUAAAAUAAAUGUUUAGCUAUAAGAACAAGGUGCUUAUAAGAUGUUCAGGAAGUCCGGAGAGUCGAGACAUUUACACAAAUUUUCCUUUGGGCAGAAAACAUACUUCCCUAUUUUUUUCCUCUCAGUAUUACCUAUUAUUUUAUAGUCCUUUAUUGCCUACCCUUUUCAGGCUCACUUUUGUUACUUUUUUUUUUAAAUAUACAGUUAUAUAUACAUUUAAUUUUUAGUUUAUUGACUAUACUAGUCUUGUUGAAUUUGGAAGACUGGACAUGAAAAAAAAGUCUUUGUCAUUUUUUUAAGCCUUGCAGUCUAUAUAUGUUUUAGAAUCCGGGCUGUGAUACACAUGUACUUCAGAGUGAUAGCAUAAUUUCAGCAGAUCUUUGACACAAAUUUUUAUUUCUAAUAAGAUAUAUUUGUACAUGUAUUUACUUUUCAAAAUAUGUUUCAGAAAUGUUUUGAUUUUUUGCCUGGAUAUGAGACAAUCAUUUUUCCCUCAUAAGGAACAGUGUUAGAAAUUCUAUGUCUCAGUCACUUUUAUUAUUAUUUACAUGCAAGGUUAUAUGUAAUAAAUCAUGAGGGAGAGGAUUUAUUUUAAUAAAAUCCUCUUCUUGAGAUAAUUACUGUAUAUGUAGGUAUUUAAAGGACUACACUAAAACUCUUUUAGUAUGAAUAUGGAUGUAGCAAACUAAUGGAUAUAGCCAAGUUUUUCGGGGACCCCGGCAAAAUUCUUGAAAAUUCUUUGUAAAAUUUUAUGGUUUUAACAAACUUUGAUAUAACAAAUUUACAGAUAUAGCCAACUGAUUUUGAGUGGGGGUUAAAUAUGAUGAAAUUUACAUCUUUUUAAAUGAAUUUUCAGAGAUCUCAAAGUUUGAUAAAUUGAACUGACUUUAUUUUCAUUAAGUAUUUGUUUAAAGAUUCAAUACAUUGUUCAUAGUUAUCCAAUGUAUGUUUUGUAAUAAUCACUUUUCUAACAUAUUCUGUAGUAAUACUUGAGGGAAAAUGUGCAUAUUGUGAAUUCGCUAUAUAAAGUUAUACAUAUUCAUUAUACUGAUGUAAAGAAUUAAGGAUAUAGCGAAUUAAAUUCACUGGUCCCCAGGACUUCACUAUAAGGAGUUUUACUGUAUAAAACAAAGUUUCUUAAGCAGCAGAAAAAUGUAUCACCUCUGGGUGGAUACAUGAAAGGUCGGUUCUCUCAUUUUCUGAUUGGUCAGUUGAAAUCAUGUGAUCAUUGUUUCUACAAAUGUUAUUAUUUUAUGAUUGGUAGAUCCAAUGAAGGAAGGUUUUGUUACAUGUUGCUUUUUAAGAAUUACUUUGUAAAUCAAAGGGUGAUUUGUUUAUUCAUUGAAAAACAAGAAUAAAUCUUAUAUCAUUUUGAUGUGUAUUGUGUAUUUGACAUUGUACUGAAUGAUUGAUUAUUUUUAUUCUUAAAAAGAAAUAUUGCAUUAUUUGUUAGUCAUCUAGAAUUUUAUUUUACGUUAUACAAUUUGUGAUAGAAAAAUCUGUUGUUAAAUUCAUGUUUUUACCAAAGCAAAGAGAGCUGUUUUCUGUUAACAUUUAAACUAAAGCUGAUUAUUAUUAUUUAAAAAUAUUGAUUAUGUGUCUUUCCUCAAGUCUAUAUAUCACAAUUAAAAUAUCACAAAUUUUGUUGGCUUUUAUAAAAAUUAAAUGGACAGCAUUUAAGGCAAGUAGAAGACAUUCAGAAAUAAGUAAUAGACAUGCUCAGUAUGAUUAAAAGAGUAAAAUUAUAUUUUUUGUAUAAAUUUAACUUUUAAUGUUGUAAUUUUGACUUUGGAAAAUUUAAUAUUCAGAUAAGCCUAGAUAAAUAGUUGGUUUCCAGUUCCCCAUCUGACCCUAAAAUAUAGGAGCCGACCCUGAAAUUUUUUCCUGCCAAUACCUUUCCAGUAGUAAAAUAUUCCAGUUUUACAAUUAGAAAUCCCAAUCUUGAUCACUUCUGUGUUUGAGAAAUGCAUAAUCACAUUGAUCUGAAAUAUUUUUGACAUUGAUUUCCCUGAGGGAAAAUGUGCCUGCCAAUAAAAUGUUAAAAUAAAAAAAAUGUUUUCCCUAACUAUACCUAUUUUUUCUCAGGUUGGAAUAGGAAACGCACUAUUUAUCUUGGCCUUAUCACAUGUCUUUCAUCUACAAAAAAUUAACCUCGUAUCACAUGACUUUGAUCUAUAUAUAAGAAAUUAACAUCAGAGAUACUUUGUUUAUUAUUUCUUGUUAUAUAUCCUGUGGGUAUCCUAUAUAUUGUGUGCUAAUAUUGCAUUUCCAGAAAUCUUGGUUGAAAUUGCUUCCUAAAAAAAAAAUUCAAGAUAUCUAUGUUGAAAAUAUAUAAAUGUUCCUGUUUUCUAGAAUUGUUAUACCAAAUAAUGUUGUACAUUUCAUGUUUGGUAAAUAAACAAAUCUAUUUAGACAAAA
Saccostrea cuccullata (small rock oyster) is the source of this 7015-nucleotide messenger RNA. Its product is annotated as protein retinal degeneration B-like. Gene Ontology annotation, molecular function: metal ion binding; phosphatidylcholine binding; phosphatidylinositol transfer activity. The record is from RefSeq and is a predicted model, not a curated record. Gene Ontology annotation, cellular component: cytoplasm. Lineage: Eukaryota; Metazoa; Mollusca; Bivalvia; Ostreida; Ostreidae. Gene Ontology annotation, biological process: phospholipid transport. The coding region runs from base 487 to 4353 and encodes 1288 amino acids. The transcript has 23 exons.